AAUGUGAUUCAAAAGCAGGGGAAACGAGUCCAGAGUGCUAAUUCUCGACCAGUCGGCCGGCCUCCUGGAAAGAGCAAGGCUUCAAGCCUUAGGCAGACCGCUUGUGACAAAGUUAAAGCCAGCAUCGAGACUAUAACUACUCCGAUUAGCUCCAAUGAUACUCCUCCCACGAUCUGCCACUCAGCGCUGUUGACUUCCGGAGUUUCGGCUCGCAAACAGCCCUCUAGACUAGGUAGGCCGCCACUUAAGUCCUUAAAGCAGAAGCAACUGCUGCUGUUGGAUGAACAGGAACAUAAGCCUCUGAACAAAAGGUUAAGCCGAGCGACCACGCGUGUUAGUCUUGGUGGAGUUCGUGGUGCCCACAUUUCAAGUAUGGGUACUUCUUUUACGGAAGCCGAGAGUGAUUUUGCAUCUGUCUAUAGACUGGACGAGAAACCUUCGUCUGAUCACAAUUUUACCGAUAUUCCUGGGUCCCGUUUAGUCUUGACUACAUCUGCUGCCUUCAAGACGGAUGAAGAGCUCAAAGUGGAAGAGGGAGAGAAAGAGGAGAAAGAUCGAAGCAUUCCGAAGCAGGAGGUAGAACGAAAAGAAGAAGGGAGGAUGGAAAGUGAACUUGAAGGAGGUAGAGAAAUUGGAAAACAAUGCUCCAUGAGGGAAAGUGCUCUAGACGAACCUGGAGAGCCAAGCCAGCCCUCAACUGAUAGCGAAGAGGAUAUUUGGACCACGAGUGAAGAUGAGCCAGGGGAGGAUAUUGAUGAUAAUGAUAACUCAGGGUACUCCACAUUCUGCACCAAUUCAUUUAAAAGCGGAGAUAAUCUGUUGAUUCAAGUAAGGAAGGCAGCGGAAAUGGCAGCCUGUCGAUUAAAGAGGAGUUACAAAAAUCUUCAGUCGACAGCUACCAGGAUCGGACCUAAAAUUGUAUAUCUGAAGGUAUGA
Molecule: messenger RNA, 936 nt
Organism: Protopolystoma xenopodis
Lineage: Eukaryota; Metazoa; Platyhelminthes; Monogenea; Polystomatidea; Polystomatidae
Source: the annotation of a GenBank genome assembly